AUGGUAGUACGAAUCAUGCUCAUGGUACCCAUAUACGCCAUCUCGUCCCUGAUAUCGCUGUUUUCUCUUGGAGCGGCGUUUGUGAUCGAUGCUAUCCGUGACAUAUACGAGGCAUUCGUGAUCUACUGUUUCUUCCAACUACUCGUCGCUUACCUCGGAGGAGAGCGUUCAUUACUCAUCAUGGUACAUGGGCGGCCACCGAAGGAGCCGCCAUUUCCGGCGAGCCUCUUUCAGCGUGAACUUGAUAUCAGUGAUCCAUAUACGUUCCUGUUUCUGAAGCGAGGUAUUCUUCAAUACGUGCAAGUAAAGCCUAUAUUAGCCAUGGCUACUUUGCUGCUCAAGUCGCUUGGGAAGUACAACGAAGGUGACCUACGUGCCGCCUCUGGAUAUCUGUAUGUUAGCAUAGUGUAUAACGUCUCCAUUUGCCUGGCACUAUACUGCCUCGCCAUGUUCUGGCUGUGCGUCUCAGACGAUCUUCGCCCAUUUCGACCUAUGCCCAAAUUCCUGUGCGUGAAAGGCGUCCUCUUCUUCUCUUUCUGGCAAACCAUCGGCAUCUCCAUCCUUGUCGCCGGCGGUGUUAUUACCAAACUAGGGCCCUACACCGACCGGGAACACAUCUCCCUCGGGCUUUCUGAUACACUUAUCACCUUCGAGAUGCCUUUGUUCGCGUUUGCGCACAUGUACGCGUUCUCGUACCACGAUUACAUCGACCCCUACGCGGCCUACGUCGGCCGCAUGCCCGUGUGGUACGCGUUCCGCGACGCGUUCGGGUUGAAGGACGUCGUCGAGGACACCAAGCGGACGCUCCGUGGAGAAGGCGUUGACUACAGGGAGUUCGAGCCGAGUGAGGGCGGGAUCCACCAGGGCCUGGGGAGGGACCGGCGGAUCAGAGCCGGACUCAGGUAUGCAGAGGGUGGCAGGAAGAAGUAUUGGCUGCCGAGGCUGGCUGAGGAGGACCACGUCGACACUGGCAGAGUGGAGAAUGCGGCACGCAGGGUGGUGGAGCGGGUCGCGGGUGGACGCGCAGGGGAUACGCUGCGAGGCGCGGAGGAGGAGGAUUAUGCACCGUUGCUUGAAGAAGAGGCUGCGAACGUGGUGCAUUAUGCGCCAGACCUACGAGCCCGGAUGGACCGCGGACAGAUCGAGCCGUUCAUCUCCACGCGGCACCAGCAGGACGAAGACGGAGAUGGAUUCGAUCUCCCGUUCGGUGAGUUGGACGAUGAAGACGAGCAGCUGUUCGAUAUGAGCCGGCGUUAUCUGUUCGGGGACUACAAUUACCCGUGUAUCGACGUCAGUUCUGAGACAGCGAAACUGAAGAUGUGGGACGAAGAAGAGAGGAUAUUGAGGGAUGAGCGUGGUGCAUACUUCGCCAGGGUGCGACCCCAUGGUAAAGGGGGCUAUGGCGCAGUGGGCAGCUCCUAUCCGGUGAUAGCGGGUGGGCCGGACAAGGAGCCCAGAAGUGGACCCGACGACUGGCCAGAAGUUCCAGAUGAACGGAGAAGGCUCGUGGAUUUCGAUGACAACAGAAUUCAGGAGCUGGAUGCGGGCGAUGUGAAGCUACGCUGGACGAAGGCAAGGACAAAGCCCAGUCGAACAUCUCAGCCUUCGUCAUCCUCGUCUUCUCCGCGAGUGCGAUCGCCCCCAAUGAAGCAGGUACCUUCGACAGGCUCCUCUGCAUCCUCCGCUGCUGGCAAGUCUAAGCGACCGUCCGUGGACGCGCGAUCCCCACCGACGCCCGACAGCAGGCGACCUGUGCUACCGCCGGAUGCCGUGGAUCUCGUAGUUGAGGACCAGCAGGCGGCACAAGAGGAGAACACAUGGGAGCGUCGCAAGGGAGAGCCGGCGAAGCGCGGCUUAAAGAAGGUAUAUCGGAGAGGGUACGUCGUGGACGAUGAAUCACACGGGGAGAGGGAGGUAGGUGAGGUGGAGGUGGAGCGGGAAAGGGAAGGAGAUGAAGGUGAGAUAUUCAAGGUUGCCGACGAGGACGAGGACGAGGUGGAAGAGGUCGUGGAGAGGGAGGCCGAGCCGAUUAUUACGAGCACGGCCAUUGAACCUCCCGUACAUGCGAGGCUGGGUGUGUUGCCUAAGGAGGAUAAUCCGUGGGCAUAA
Molecule: messenger RNA, 2109 nt
Organism: Gloeophyllum trabeum ATCC 11539
Lineage: Eukaryota; Fungi; Basidiomycota; Agaricomycetes; Gloeophyllales; Gloeophyllaceae
Product: DUF300-domain-containing protein
Exons: 4
Coding region: 1-2109 (702 amino acids)
Biological process (GO): transport
Molecular function (GO): transporter activity
Source: RefSeq, a predicted model, not a curated record